AAGUAUCGUUUUCAACAGCACCAUCACCACCAACAUCUACAAUACAAUAUUUUUUUCGUUCAUCUUCAUUACAAAAAAAUGGUGAUGAUGAUUUAUAUAUUUUGGGUCCUCAACAACAAUUACCAUCAAAUAUUGGUCCAUUAAAACAAAGUCCAAGUAAUCGUCGACGUCACAGUCCAAUUGGUGAAGUUAAACAAUCAUCACCACGUCGACAAAAUUCUCCAUCACCUGAUGUUUGUUCAAAUCAACAAACUGUUUAUCGUGUUGAACCAUCAAGUCCUCAAUCUCAAUCAAGUUAUUCUCCUCAAAAUUCUCCUCAUUUAUUACCAAGUCCAGGUAAUGAUUAUAGUCCAUUUUCACCUCAACAAUCAACAGAUAAUAAUACAAAUAAUCAACAACAACCAUAUUUUACAUUACCUACACAUUUUGAUCAAAUUACAUUGGAUAAUAAUUUUUAUACACAACAACAACCAUCACCGUCAUCAUCACCAAAUCAAAAUCUUAAUCAUCCAUCAUCACCAACAUCAGUUUUAACAUCAUUAUCAAAUGAUAUGAAUGGAACACAUUUAACUUAUUUUCGACCACAAAAUUUUUAUCCAACUUUUAUGAAUGAUGCUUUUUUAUUUUCUUCAUUUAUCUAUUUUGUUUUUAUUGUUACAGAUAUAAUAGUCAAAUUACUUGCUAAACCAUCAAAUUAUUGUCCAACUCAAACAACUGUUACUGUAACAACGAAUGUUACACAAAAAAGUCCAACGAUUCCGAAUAUAAUAUUAACUGAUGUUGAUAGUUCAAAAUUGGAUUUAUCGAAAGAAUUAGCAAAUGAUUUUACACAUGCUUUCGACAGUUUAAUUGAUCCAACUGAUUUACAAUUAAAUCCGGAUGAUUUUUUGCUCAAUGUGCAUGACCUUUCCAUUGAUCCCCAAUUAUGUGAUGAUACAUUUCGCAUGGAAAAUUAA
Messenger RNA from Rotaria sordida, 956 nucleotides. Lineage: Eukaryota; Metazoa; Rotifera; Eurotatoria; Philodinida; Philodinidae. The record is from the annotation of a GenBank genome assembly.